AUGUUUGAUAUGCUCUUUGAGGAGUAUCCUGAGGGGCAUAUGGAGGUGUUGGAGGAAGGAGAUGAUGAUGAGGAGGAUGCUGAGAGACGACUGUUAUAUAUAUUCCCUGUUCCUGAUAAGAGGAUGAAGUGA
Perkinsus marinus ATCC 50983 is the source of this 132-nucleotide messenger RNA. RefSeq lists its product as hypothetical. The record is from RefSeq and is a predicted model, not a curated record. The transcript is spliced from 2 exons. NCBI's taxonomy places the organism in Eukaryota, Perkinsozoa, Perkinsida, Perkinsidae. Bases 1 to 132 code for a protein of 43 amino acids.